AUUUGUGUAUUUAGUGAUCUAUGAAAUAAUUUAGUGAUGUUACGAAAUGUUUUUUGGAUUGUAUUAAUAUUGAGCUUGUCUGUAUGUAGAGUCGAAAAUGGAGGUACUGAACAGACGACGGAAAAAGAAACGCGACCAGAGUACAUACAUCCAGACGGUCUGCUGAACUUCGAUCCUUACUUAUCAGACUUUAAACCAGUCGUCGAAGAAGACGACUAUAUACCACUACCAGAAAACGACGAAACAAUAGACGGCCUACCAAUAUUCCUUAUAGAACCGAAGAAUUCCUACGUCCUACGAACGAAACCAGCAACUCUACUAUGUAGAGCCGCGAAUGCUCUACAAGUAUAUUUCAAAUGCAAUGAUGUUAGGACGGAUAAGACUGUUCAGUUAGAACAUGUUGAUCCACAGAACGGUGUUCGAGUUGUGGAAGCUGAACUAAACGUGACUAGAAAUGAACUGGACGAAUAUUUCGGUGGUAGAUACAGCUGUGAGUGCUACGCUUGGAAUAGCAAAGGAAGGAUACGUAGUCAGGGUGUUUUCAUUGAAUUUGCAUAUAUAAAGAAGCAAUUUACUCAUCAGCCCCAAUCGGCGACAGUGGAAGCUGGUCGCCAAGUGACUUUCCGAUGCAGUCCACCGCCAGCCGCUCCCCCUGCCACCAUCAAGUGGUUAAGAAGUGGUGUUUCUAUUGAAGCUAACGAUGAAACUCUAGUGUUACCAAAAGUUGGAUUGCAGGACAUGGCAAAUUACUCAUGCAUCGCCGAAAAUAUCGCCGGGAAGCGGGAAUCUGAUGUUGCUGUGUUAUCUGUAUACGUCAACGGCGGCUGGUCGGAUUGGUCACCUUGGGCCCCCUGCAGGUGUGGGGCCCAGACUAGUGGCAGACGGAGGAGUCGAACUUGCACGAACCCUGCACCUGCAAAUGGCGGUGCACCUUGUAGGGGAUUAGCAACUCAGAGCGAUGAUGAUUGUUUAAUAUGUCAGACUGGUUCAUGGCUCACAUGGAGCGCUUGGUCAGUAUGCAGCGAGGAGUGUGUGAGGGUACGACGGAGGGAAUGUUCAGGAACCUGUUCUGGGUCAACACUGCAGCAUGCUGCUUGCGUUGACGGGCUAUGUUCAUCUGGAUUCAGAAUUUAUAAAAACAACAUAACAUUGUACGUUGGUAUUGGCAUCACGGUAGCCAUGUUGGCUGCUGGAGCGGCGAUCCUCUACGUCUGGUGUAGAUACAACGCAGUCAGACCUGCUUACAGCGCUGCUAGAGCAGGUAUACCAAAGAGCUACUCCAGCAGAGACAAAGGAAAUACAGCCCCAGAUCUAACAAGAACCUGCAACGAAUACUGGAUGAGACCGGAUAAUCACUACGACAUGCCGCAGUUAAGAGAUAGUUACGCGUCUCCCUUUGGCAAUAGAAGCAGACAGCAGUCGUCCGCAGGUAGUAAUCACUAUGAGAUGAAACCAGUCAGCCCUUCGGGGGACUCUGCUUCUAGUUGCUACACGAACUCACGAACAAUGACGUCACGCUCAAGCGAAUGCUCCUCUCAACUCGCGGAGCUCGUGACGUCAUCAUCUCACUCUAAAGUUGACGUAGCAGUCACUCUACCGCCCGGGCCUUCAGACAACAGUUACAGAGACAAGAUAUGUCUAACAAUUGUUAAAUAAAUAAAUGGCUUUAUUAUUUAAUAUGUUAGUACAUAAGCGUCUGUUGUGGAGAAGUAAAUGCUUUGUAAACGUUUUAUUUGAAAAGUGAAAAGUUAAUAAUUAUGAUGUUUUAAUAAACAAAUGAAGGCGGUUA
This is a messenger RNA of Melitaea cinxia (Glanville fritillary), 1789 nucleotides long. Its product is annotated as netrin receptor unc-5-like. The record is from RefSeq and is a predicted model, not a curated record. Lineage: Eukaryota; Metazoa; Arthropoda; Insecta; Lepidoptera; Nymphalidae. Bases 37 to 1656 code for a protein of 539 amino acids. The transcript is spliced from 10 exons.